UCCAAAAUAUAAAAACCAACAAAAACCAGUUUGGGCUUCUGCUUCCAGGUCGGAGCCAUGGCGGUGGCAAAUUCAAGCCCUGUCAAUCCCAUGGUGUUCUUUGAUGUCAGCAUUGGCGGCCAGGAAGUUGGCCCCAUGAAGAUAGAGCUCUUUGUGGACGUUGUGCCUAAGACGGCCGAGAAUUUUAAGCAGUUCUGCACUGGAGAAUUCAGAAAAGAUGGGGUUCCGAUAGGAUACAAAGGGAGCAUCUUCCACAGGGUCAUAAAGGAUUUCAUGAUUCAGGGUGGGGAUUUUGUUAAUGGAGAUGGUACUGGAGUUGCCAGUAUUUACCGGGGGCCAUUUGCAGAUGAAAAUUUUAAACUGAGACACUCAGCUCCAGGCCUGCUUUCCAUGGCAAACAGUGGUCCCAGUACAAAUGGCUGCCAGUUCUUCAUCACCUGCUCUAAAUGUGAUUGGCUGGAUGGGAAGCACGUAGUGUUUGGAAAAAUCAUUGAUGGACUUCUAGUGAUGCGAAAGAUUGAGAAUGUUCCCACAGGCCCCAACAAUAAGCCCAAGCUGCCUGUGGUGAUCUCACAGUGUGGGGAGAUGUAGUCCAGAGCAAGACUGAUCAGAUAUCUUGAAGACUUUUCCUCUUCCAUCACAUAAAACUACUUCAUAUGAAAACAAACCAACAAUAUGCUGUGCUUAGCAUAUAGCUUAUUUUAUCUUUCUCUUACGAUUUGAAUAGUUAUAAAUUCUGUGUCUUAGUUUUCUAUUUUAUUUUAUUUUUUUUAUUUGAGAGAAAGAGAAUGAGAGAUAGAGAGCACAAGAGGGAAGAGGGUCAGAGGU
This is a messenger RNA of Zalophus californianus (California sea lion), 828 nucleotides long. Its product is annotated as peptidyl-prolyl cis-trans isomerase H-like. The transcript has 2 exons. Bases 58 to 591 code for a protein of 177 amino acids. Gene Ontology annotation, cellular component: intracellular membrane-bounded organelle. Gene Ontology annotation, molecular function: peptidyl-prolyl cis-trans isomerase activity. Lineage: Eukaryota; Metazoa; Chordata; Mammalia; Carnivora; Otariidae. Gene Ontology annotation, biological process: protein peptidyl-prolyl isomerization; protein folding. The record is from RefSeq and is a predicted model, not a curated record.